UCAAAUUCUAUAUAAAGAUGAAAACCGUUCGUCUAUAUUAAAUUCGUUUUCUAUCAUCACAAAGCGUAUUCCGUAUUUCGUAUCCAAGUUCAUACUACAGAAUGAAGUAUUUCCUCUUUGCCGUCGUUUUAAUUUUGGCUUAUGUUCAUUAUUCGUCUGCAGGAUCGUGCUAUUGCUACAGUCGAGCCGGUACUUAUUGUGGUUUUCAGCGAGAACACGGUUUUAUAGGAGGAGAUUGCACCAGAGAUAAUAUGUACAUAUGUUAUGGUCCACACGGUUCAACUGCUGGCUGGGACGGUAGAUGCCGGCAAGGUAUUUGCAGAGGAAGCUUACCAGCAGGUCGUGAUUACUGUGAACAUGGAAAUUCCAGAACAAAAAAGAGAAGCAUAGGAAUAAUGCCAAACAUCACUAUAUAAUGUAAGAUUUUUUAAAAUUAUUGUU
This is a messenger RNA of Centruroides sculpturatus (bark scorpion), 441 nucleotides long. RefSeq lists its product as uncharacterized. Bases 102 to 416 code for a protein of 104 amino acids. The transcript has 2 exons. Lineage: Eukaryota; Metazoa; Arthropoda; Arachnida; Scorpiones; Buthidae. The record is from RefSeq and is a predicted model, not a curated record.